AACAGGAAUUGGAAUCUUCUAAGAGACAGUCUUUGAGCAUUCUCGGCCUUAGUUCCAUCCUGAAACACUUUCUGGCUCAGGUACGCAGCUGACCUUGAAAAACACUGAACUGACGAUAAGAAAGUGUCUUAAGCAAAAAGAAAAUAUCGUCGACGAGGUAAGUGGGCUAGUGAAAUGCUUAGGAGUGUUAAGAUGUAUUUAUGUGUGGCUGAUGUGAGUUUAUGGAAAGAGAGACGCAGCUUCUUGAUGAAGAUCUCAAGAUUAUAACAGGCUGAGAGAAAGAAAGGAACAGAGUUUUUUUGCUUAAUAUAAUUAAUUAAGUUAGUUGGUAGAGAAUAAGACAAAAGAUGUGGGACCUAGGAUGUUUCGCUCUACGUGUAGCAAGAUUUGGAGCUUCUGCUUAUGUGCUUGUUAGUUUAUCAUUUUUUAAUCGAAACUCAAAAGGUUUGUUGGAGCGUUGCUAUAUCCUUAGUUCAUGUGUCUAGUCACAAGGUACAGUGACCUUGCGAUGUCUAUUGUAGUCGGUACUGCUAAAGAAAAGUUACUUAUUGUUAUUAAAAACUUAUCACAAUUGUGAAAAUGAGGUUGUGUGUUCUUUAAUUUUGUUGAUAAAUCUGUUAAAAAAAUUGGUUUACCUUAUUUCUCACUACAUGCUCAGUAAAUUUCUGGUUUUUGGUUCUGUGCUCAGCUAAACAGUGAAGGCCAUGUGAAUGCUCCUAUCACUCUCUGACAGGAUGCCUCGUGUUUGGGGCUAAGUGUGUGAUCAAGGCUACGUUGUUGUUUGUGCGCAGGUUCCCAUCACUGAUACCCGAAAGACUAUAGGAUAUGCAUAGGUUUUGUGGUAGUCGUGGCCAGCGAGAAGAAUAAGAUGGGCUGAUUGAAGAGAAAGAGGCUGUUGAAUCAUCGGAUGGACUAAAUGAGAUAAUUGCGUUGGACUUAACCAGUCUGUCUUCAAAGGUGACGCCGAACGAUUACUGGUGAAAAGUCCGUCCAAUCUUACAUGAACUGAAGAUCAUAUACUUUGACAUAUUGCAUAUAUGACCAAGAAAAGAACCGUGGACUGCUUGUAUCCGUCAGAUGAACACGUUUAUUGCGCAUGGUGAAACGUGGCGACUCGCAGUUGCAUUUAUGAAAUGUAUAUUGGUCCAGGUUUAGCUCUUGAUACGUUUGCAAUGAAUUCCAAUUUAAACACUUUAGAUUCUUGUUCUUUCCGCUUAUGAAAGCCGCUUUGCGUGUAUUUUCAUGCGAGUAAGUGUCUCGUCUUAUCUACUUCUACGAGGCUUCUCAACCAAGAAGGGGACUAAAGCAACAGAGAGAUUCUCAGAUAAAAUUUGUUUUUUGCUAUUGGAGAGCGAUGCGACAUGGCUGGCGAAUCUGUCAGAGAUGAUUCGCAAAUCCGGAUGUGAAGAGCUACGAUUGAUUGAGAUAAAUAAGUACGAACUUCUUGAGAAACUCAGGUUGAUUUGUGAGAUUCCGGUUGUUGUUUUGGGUGCAUGUGUGAAAGACGAUUCCAUUGAAGAAUGUCGGCGCAGAGGUGCCGAAUUACGUCUGGCGAAGCCGCUCAUGGAACACUACUUAGAAAUUCUGUGCCAGUUUACAGUCAGGAGACUUGAUGAUGAGCUUAAGAAAAGUAACAAGAACAAUGAAGCCAGAACUGAUGAACACAGCCAAGGUAAAUACAGAAAGAAAAGAGCCGAUAGAGACACUGGAGAACAGACAGAAAAGGAUUGUUGCGUUGAUUUAGGACAACAAAAGAAGCCAAAACUCAUUUGUGCAGAUGACUUACAAAAGAAAACUUUACAAGCUGUCCCAAAUAUAGAAGAAGCCAACACUAAAAGAAAAAAACCAACAGAGAUAAAGAAAAUUGGAGAAGAUAGUGAGAAAAAGAAGCCAGAACCGGUUUGUAUGGAGGAAGAACUAGAAACGUUGUCCACUCAACCUGUUACCGAUUCUGUUGCUUAUGGGGAAUAUGAAUUCCAAGAGCGAGAUUUUCAUCCUUUGGAGAGCGUUGAGGAGUCUCAGGGGCCUCAUGAAAUCACAUUGAGUCCGCGGGAGUCCUCAAACAAGAAUGUUGCUGUUCAGCUACAAGUGCAGGCACAUGAAGCGUUAGAUGAAGAACUGAUGCAGGAUGGAAUCAGCCUCUCUGACCUCGAAUUGGAUCUGGAGGAGGGACAGGGUUCAGAUCAGGAGCAAACCUUAAGUUAUGAAGAUCCGCAUUGCUCUGCGGCUGUCUCGUGAACAAUGCUUAUGAGAUAUUCGUUUUUGAUUUUUAGUAUGUGUGGUUUCUUGAAAAUUCCAAUAAACUCCUGUGUUAGCUAGAUGUUCAAAACAUUGAUCGAGUCUCUGGAAUGACAAGUUAACGGCACAAACUAGAAACCUUUCUUC
Camelina sativa (false flax) is the source of this 2385-nucleotide messenger RNA. NCBI's taxonomy places the organism in Eukaryota, Viridiplantae, Streptophyta, Magnoliopsida, Brassicales, Brassicaceae. The record is from RefSeq and is a predicted model, not a curated record.